AUGGCUGACAUAGAAAUACUUCUAUUAUUGUAUUUAACUUUUUCUUUAUUUUGCUUCUGUCACGCUUCAACCAAUUAUGCACAACUCAAACAAGCAAUAAAUUGCACCUACGUGAACACCGAGGGCGGUGAUCUAAGCGACCAUGCUGUCUGGUUAGCCAAAAGAGACAAAACAAUCACCGAAAACUCUAGUUAUCUUACUGUAAAUGAUGCUGGGAAAUUAAUAAUCAAGCAUCCUGAUGGCGAAAUUGAGUUGUAUUCAGGUCCGUUCGCUUCCCCUGAAAAUUUGACAGCUGAAUUAGAAGAUAACGGUAACUUUGUGCUGAAAGCGAAUUCCGGCGGCCAGACACAAAUAUUAUGGGAAAGCUUUGAUAAUCCGACGGACACGCUUUUGCCUGGAAUGAAAUUAGGGUUUAACAGUAAGAAAAAUAAAAAUUGGUCUCUCACAUCUUGGCUAGGUGAAGAAACUCCAACGCUUGGAGCAUUUACUAUGGAGUGGGAUUAUAUAAAACGCGAAAUCAUCGUUAAACGGCGGAGAGUUAUAUUUUGGACUAGUGGGACCUUGACUUCUGAUAAAUCAUUUGCAAACAUUCCUCUUCCAGAUCCGUACAACCAUAACUAUAGGUUCGAUAUAGUUUCAAAUGGAGAAGAGGAAUCUGUUAGCUACCGGCUUUAUUUUAAUGAGUUCACUCUUGUUGAACGGAGAAAUAUUUCCAGGUGGUUUUUAGAUUACGAUGGAAGCAUAUGGGACGCAGGGAGAACAACAAUUUUGAAUUCUGAAGCUUGCGACGGAUAUAUAACAAAAUAUGGAUGCGUGAAAUGGGAACUCCCGAAUUGUAGGAACGAUGGUUCUAAAUUCGAAUUAAGAAUUUCUAACUAUCAUCCGGAUUAUGUCGCAAAUGAUAAAAAUCAGAGUCUUAGCUUCAGUGACUGUAAAGAUCUAUGCUGGAAAGACUGUAAUUGUACUGGAAUUCGGAAUCAUGUGCUAACUGGAUGCUCAUUCUAUCGCGGACCUUUUGAUUUCACAGGUUUGACAGGGAAUGAACCACAAUUUUAUGCGAUCAUCCCUGGUCCCCGGCGUCCCCCUCUUAAUAAGGUUUGGAAAUGGAUAGUGAUUGCUUUAGCAAUUGUUGUGUUCGCGGCAUUAGUGGGCAUAUUUCUGUAUUUGCGAUGGAAAAAACUCGAACAAGAAGAGAAAUUUCUAAAAGAACUCUUGACGUCAGACGUCAGAUAG
Jatropha curcas is the source of this 1233-nucleotide messenger RNA. Lineage: Eukaryota; Viridiplantae; Streptophyta; Magnoliopsida; Malpighiales; Euphorbiaceae. The record is from RefSeq and is a predicted model, not a curated record.